Molecule: messenger RNA, 3020 nt
Organism: Pecten maximus
Lineage: Eukaryota; Metazoa; Mollusca; Bivalvia; Pectinida; Pectinidae
Product: protein YIF1B-B-like
Exons: 10
Coding region: 89-1096 (335 amino acids)
Biological process (GO): endoplasmic reticulum to Golgi vesicle-mediated transport
Cellular component (GO): Golgi membrane; endoplasmic reticulum-Golgi intermediate compartment; COPII-coated ER to Golgi transport vesicle
Source: RefSeq, a predicted model, not a curated record
UCUGUCUGUGUGUCCUGCCAACUCAUGAAGUGUGUCACUUGACGUACACACGUAAAUAGGCUACUUUCGCUAUUUCUAUUUGCUAAUUAUGGAUGCUCCUUCGGGUUUCCGACAGCGUAAGUCAAAGACGAGUAGCCAGAAGCGGCGUCCUAAAGGUCAGAAGGGCAAGCCACAGUUGUUUGAAGACACCAGUAUGCAACAGCCUUCGCCCCAGCAGGGGUAUGUGGCACCACCAGGAGCAGGAUAUAGUAACUAUGGUUACAAUGUUAACAAUAGUUACAGAGCACCAGCCAAAGAAAUGGGACAAGGAUAUGAUCAGGGUGGCUAUGGAAAUCCAGCUAUGCAGUUUCCUGGGCAACAGUUUAUUAAUGACCCCAUGAUGACCAAUAUGGCUAUGCAGUAUGGUAGUUCACUGGCUGACCAAGGCAAAGAUUACGUCAACAAAAAUCUUGAGAAAUAUGUAUCAACAUCAAAACUGAAGUAUUACUUUGCUGUGGAUACAGCAUAUGUAGGAAAGAAGCUUGGUUUGCUGUGUUUCCCAUUCUCUCACACAGAUUGGUCGAUAAAGUUCAAUCAGGAUGAGCCUGUAGCGCCAAGGUAUGAGAUGAAUGCCCCUGAUCUGUACAUCCCAGUGAUGGCCUUUGUAACAUAUGUACUAGUCGCAGGCAUAGUGAUGGGAACGCAAAACAGGUUUACACCAGAACAGCUGGGAACACAAGCAAGUACAGCCUUGGUCUGGCUCAUCAUGGAACUGGUGGUGUUGCUUUUAACCUUCUAUGUGAUGAACAUUAACACAGACCUCAAGUAUCUCGACAUCCUUGCUUUCUGUGGUUACAAGUUCUUGGGGAUGAUCGUUAGUCUGCUGGCAGGGUUGCUGUUUCAGUCAACAGGAUAUUAUGCUGUCCUUUUAUGGUUUAGUUUAUGUAUAGCAUUUUUCUUGAUAAAAUCUUUACGAGUUCAAAUAUUACCUCACUCGGAAGGGGAUGGAUUCUCAAAGGGAAGUAAGCGGAGCCUUUACCUGAUACUGUGUAUAUCCCUGGUACAACCUCUCAUGAUGUGGUGGCUGACCAGUCAUAUUAUGUUCGUUAGGAAAUGAUCAUCACCUCAUCCAAACUGCUGUGUGAAUGAUACACUUGACAAGCCAAAUCAUUAUCUGGAUGUGUGCAAGUUCAUUGUGGUGCAUUGUAACUGGUUAUCUUGCCAGUGAGACGGUAGAGGUUGCCAUUUCAGGAGGUGCCUGUUUUCGAACAGGUCAUGUUUGCAUGUUUUUGCUGAACAGGUGCUUGUAUUACCAGAUGUUUAAAGACAUCAAGUAUUUUCUCCUGUUAAACUAUUUAAUCAAGAUAGUUAUGCUUGAAAUGUGGUAAAGGAAAUGUUCACUGGAUAAAGUGGGGUUUUUCCCAUGUGGUUGUAGUCAAUGAAGUUAGAAUUUGAAUAUUAUUAAAAAAAAAUUGUACAAACAAAAGCUAUGGCACAGUGUUACAGGGAGUUGUAUACAUACACAGUUUGAUAAUGUAUAUGUCCAAUGACAUCAAUAGUGCUAUUCACUGUUUUUUGUUCAUUUACAUUUUUUUUUAUUGAUAAAUUAUUAUUUAUAUUGACUUAUUGUUUGUAAAUGUACAUUAAUUUGGGCAUAGUUUAUUGUAAGAAUGGCUUAACAUGACCUGAGAGGAGGCUUUUACCUGUGUUGUAUGUGUCUGUAACAGUCUUGGAUCUGUGAGGGAGAAUGCUGGUAAACAUUUGUGAGUAUUACUGAAAUGGAAAGAAGUAUGACUGGUUAUAAAGUUUCUGUAUAAUGAUUCAGAUAUGGUCAGUAAUUAUGAUCUAAAUGUAUUACGAUCUCUAUAGCUACAUACAAUGUACAGAUAAACUGCUAUCAUAUUCUUAACUUACACACUUUAACAUUAAACAGUUUCCAGGUGUGGAGACUCAUCACCAGAUGUAUUAAAACAUAAGUGCUGUGUAUAUUAAACUAGUGUAUAGUGUUAUAAUUUUACUAAGUACAGUCUGUAUGUAGUAGCAGAAGAAUGCUUUAAAUCACAACUCAUCCUGAAUGUAUACUGCAAUCUAAGAAACCUGAUGUGCAACAGAAUAUACAAGCUGUUAGUGAUAUUACUUUUUAUCAUUUCUUUAAAAGUAAAAAAAAAUCAUGAAAUCUGAGAUUAUAAAAUGUUCAUUACAUGUCAUAUCAGACUUCACAUAUAUAAAGGGAGUUUUGUGAUAUGUACACAAACACAUAGAAGAUAGCAGUGACAUGACUUUAGUUGUGAUAAAAUCAGUAUUUAAUCUGUAUGUGAGCAUAUUCUACGUCAUAAGAAAAUAACAAUUUUCUGUUCAAUAGAUUCACAAAAAAUACAUCUAGAUUAUAUUUUGUUAUUUAAAAAAUUGCCAAACCAUGUAUAGCUAUAUCUCUGUACCCACUUCGUAUUAGCCAUGACCAAUUUUAUUUCUUCUGUAUUUCGUCAUUGAAUUAAUGAAUGUGGUAUUCUAUUCUCAGAGAGCAUAUCAUUUAAACUUUAAAGGUAUAAUUUUUUACCAUCAAUAGAUUUCAACAUGUAUCAUGACUGUGAUAUAAACAUUUCUUUCUUUUUUUUCCUUUUCUGGAACUCUUUUAAGAGCUUGAGGGUACAUGCAUACAGUAUGUUGCUGUAGGAUCGUUGUAGAUGUGGAGGCAUUUAAUGGCUAGUCAUUCCACACAGUAAUUUUAUUUUGUGGAGACAGCAAUAUUUUGAUCAGGAUAUUGUGCUCCGUAUCGUAUGGAAGCUUGAUUGUUUUCUUGUUUGCAAAAGAUAAGGGAAAAUGAAACAAUCCUUGUGGGGGAAGCAGUAUUUUGAUCAAUAUAUUAAAGUAUAUAUAUUAACAUGUGUGGAAGCUUGGUCGUUUUCUUAUUUUCGAAAUGUGAAAGUGUUUGACACUAUACUGUAUUUAUAAGUCAAAGGGGUGAGAACUCCGAGAUAUUUUGCCUUGGUAUAACGAUGCAUGCAGCAAAACAAAUAAAAUUGUGAUGUAAAUUUUGUGAA